CUGAGCUGAAUGGAUUUGGAACACCUACUGGUUUAAAACAAAUUUUAUAUCAUAAAUGAACGAUCCUGACAGACUUUGCAUGUUACCUUUGUAAAUAAUGCAGACACCGUCAACGUAUCUAUUUAAUCACCUGUGUUACAUAGCUGCAAGGGAAAACGAAACAUAAAAUCCAUACUCGACCUGUCAGGGUUUAUAAAUACGUCUUCAGUUAAUAUUUUUGUACUCACGUUGCUGUAACGCUAAGCAGAAGAACAGCAUUUUACAGCUCAUAAAGAAAAAUUACCUAGGUGAUCAAGAUAUUCACAUGUGAAAUAAACUAACUUAUUUCCAGCUUAAUUUACAAAUGAUUUUCGUCCGAAUUCACAUCUUGAAUAUUCGACCUAAUUUAUUACUUUGUGACACGUAUUUGCAUGUCGAUCAGGGUGAGAAAGCUGUUCCUUUUCCCCCACCCUAUUAAAACUGUUUAUUCAAUGAUUAUUGAUUAUUCGCUUUCGCAAUAAGCAGAGCUCUCCUUUGUUGUCUAUAAUUGUAGUUCGUUCACAACUUUGCAGACAUUUUGCGUGGUGUUUGCUUACUGUUGAUCGUAAGUCAGAAGGUAGAAGAACGUUUGAAGCAUAACGACAAGGACAUCAUGGCAAAAGCAAUCGCCAUUACAUUUAUUGUUGUAAUCGUAACCGAGGCAAUCGUCAUCAUCAUAGGAAACACGUUCACCAUUUUUGUCUUCUGGACUCAGAGAUUCCAUCUCAAGCGAAUUUGUUUUCUACUGAUCAAUCUCGCGGUGGCUGAUCUACUUGUGGGAAUAGCAGAACCCAUUGUCCUCGGAGCCGAUACAUUUGACAAAAUGGUAUCGCUUGGAAAAAAGGAAGGCAAAAUAAUCAUUCUUUCAACUGCUUUUCAAGUCCUUGGUUCAAGUACAUCGGUGUUCUUUCUUGCCAUAAUCUCACUGGAACGAGUUUUCGCCGUGUUGUGUCCUCUUCGUCACCGGGUAACAAGUAUUCGCCCUUACAUUUGUAGCAUCUUUAUGAGCUGGGCAGCUGGAUUCUGUCUGGCUGGGAUCUUCUUAUUAGAUACAUACCACAGAGAAGUCGGUAGGUUGUAUGCUGCUGUGGUUAUUCAUUCGUGCCUUUUGGUAUCUGGGUUGGUUAUCUGUGGAAGUUACCUCACGAUCCGUAGUCGACUGCGCUCUGCACCACGUGAUCUUCAGGUGCACAACCGAAAUUUAACUGAGCGGAAUUUACGACUUUCUAGGACAUUGUUUAUAGUAGUUGCUGUGUCACUUGCGUUUUGGCUGCCAGGUUUUGUAGCGUACGUCUUAAGAGAGUUCUGCUGGGAAUGUAUC
Messenger RNA from Orbicella faveolata, 1339 nucleotides. RefSeq names its product trace amine-associated receptor 1-like. Gene Ontology annotation, molecular function: G protein-coupled receptor activity. Gene Ontology annotation, biological process: G protein-coupled receptor signaling pathway. The record is from RefSeq and is a predicted model, not a curated record. Lineage: Eukaryota; Metazoa; Cnidaria; Anthozoa; Scleractinia; Merulinidae. Gene Ontology annotation, cellular component: plasma membrane.